AUGUUCAAGAAAGAAAUCCAGCCUUCGCCCAAGCAGAAGCUUAAGUCGUCCGUCCAGCGAUCUCUUCGCCAGAACCUCCUCGACACAUACCCCCUCCUCAACCCCUACAUUGACGAGAUUAUGCCCAAGAAGGCUUCGCUCUCAAGCAUGAAGCUUACCGACCGCAACACCCUCUACGUCCUCGACUCGACACCUAUCUUCUACCAACAGGACCUCACAGGCAUCCUCAUUCCUCACCUGCGCCUCGUCCACCGAUUCCCUCAGGCCUUCCCUAGCAUUCGCAUUGACCGUGGUGCUAUCCGCUUCGUCCUCUCCGGCGCUACCCUUAUGGCCCCUGGACUUACCUCUCCCGGUGGCAGACUACCCGCCGAUGGCUCACCCGAGGGUGUGCAAGAGGGCAAGGAGAUGGAACAGAAGAUGGAAGACGAUUUCCGAUGGAGCAGAGAGCUGGUUAAAGGCGAACCUGUGGUCGUCAUAGCCGAGGGCAAGGAAGAGGCGUGUGCCGUUGGAACACUUGUCGCAGGAACGAAGGAGGUCAAGGCCAAGGGCAAGGGGCCUGUAAUUGAGGACGCGCAUUACCUGGGCGAUGGGUUGUGGAUGAUGCCCACCGAGUAG
Messenger RNA from Fusarium coffeatum, 615 nucleotides. RefSeq lists its product as uncharacterized. The coding region runs from base 1 to 615 and encodes 204 amino acids. Lineage: Eukaryota; Fungi; Ascomycota; Sordariomycetes; Hypocreales; Nectriaceae. Gene Ontology annotation, biological process: formation of translation preinitiation complex. Gene Ontology annotation, molecular function: RNA binding. The record is from RefSeq and is a predicted model, not a curated record. The transcript is spliced from 2 exons.